GCGGAGGCGGCGGCGGCGGCGGCAGGGCGGACACCCCGGGGACCCCCCUCCUCCUAACCGGACUCUGCCCAGAACUGCAGCUGAGGUGGAACUGAAAGGGCCAGAGAUGCAAGAAUUUGGGACACAUUUCUGAAGCUUUAAGCUGUGUCUGACAUUGAUCUCCUUUCGGUACUAAUAAAGAAGAAUGUUGCAACAGCUGCUUAGGAUGUAUUAACACCAAUCUAUUAAUAUACUAACUGGGACAAGGUACCGAAAACAAUUCUGCACAAUAAAGGACUUGGCGUGGAUGCAGUAAACACAUUCCGUACUCUCUCUAUUGAUAAUGUGCCUCAAUGGAGGAAAGUGGGGUUUUAAUAAACAUGCGAGAAGAUCAUUCUUUUCAUGUUCGUUACAGAAUGGAAGCUUCUUGUCUGGAGCUAGCCUUGGAAGGGGAGCGACUCUGUAAAGCAGGAGACUGCCGGGCCGGUGUUUCGUUCUUUGAGGCCGCAGUUCAAGUAGGAACCGAAGACCUAAAAACACUAAGUGCUAUUUAUAGCCAGUUGGGCAAUGCCUAUUUCUACUUGCACGACUAUGCCAAAGCUUUAGAGUAUCAUCAUCAUGACUUAACCCUUGCAAGGACGAUUGGAGACAAAUUAGGUGAAGCUAAAGCUAGUGGUAAUCUAGGAAACACUUUAAAAGUGCUUGGGAAUUUUGAUGAAGCUGUAGUUUGUUGUCAGAGACACCUCGACAUUUCCAGAGAGCUUAAUGACAAGGUUGGGGAAGCAAGAGCCCUUUAUAAUUUGGGGAAUGUAUACCACUCCAAAGGAAAAAGUCUUUGCUCUCUUGGAACUCAUGAUCCAGGAGAAUUUCCAGAAGAGGUGAAGAUGGCUUUGCAGAAAGCUGUGGAUUACUAUGAGGAAAAUCUGUCGUUAGUCACUGCAUUAGGAGACCGAGCAGCCCAGGGCAGAGCCUUUGGAAAUCUGGGAAACACUCAUUAUCUUCUGGGUAACUUUAAGGAUGCUGUUUUGUCUCACGAACAGAGGCUUCUUAUUGCAAAGGAGUUUGGAGAUAAAGCAGCUGAAAGAAGAGCAUAUAGCAACCUUGGAAAUGCAUUUGUGUUCCUUGGAGAAUUUGAAACUGCUGCGGAAUACUACAAGAAGACGCUACAACUGGCCAGACAACUUAAAGAUAGAGCCAUAGAAGCACAGUCUUGUUAUAGCCUUGGAAAUACGUACACUCUGCUUCAAGACUAUGAAAAAGCCAUUGAUUAUCAUCUGAAGCACCUAACAAUAGCUCAGGAGUUGAAUGAUAGGAUUGGUGAAGGGAGAGCCUGUUGGAGUUUAGGGAAUGCAUAUACAGCAUUAGGAAAUCAUGAUCAAGCUAUGCAUUUUGCCGAAAAACACCUGGAAAUUUCCAGAGAGAUCGGGGAUAAAAAUGGUGAGCUAACGGCCAGACUUAAUCUUUCCGAUCUGCAAAUGGUUCUUGGUUUGAGCUACAACACAGAUAGCUCAUUGAUGUCUGAAAAUCAUGAAACAGAUAACGACUUUCAUGGGGCCCGCCCCAAGGUGGGACGCCGCCACAGUAUGGAAAACAUGGAACUUAUGAAGUUGACCCCAGAAAAGGCUCAAAACUGGAACAGUGAAAUUCUUGCAAAGCAGAAACCUCUUCUUGUUAAACCUUCGGCGAAGCUGCUGUUUGUCAGCAGACUAAAGGGGAAGAAAUACAAGAAUAAUUCCUCCACCAAAGUUCUGCAGGAUUCCAGGAAUUCCAUGGACCAUCGACUGCCAAGCUCACACAGGGUACCGAUCCAGAACCAGCACCGACACGAUGACCAAGUCCUACAGAAAAUAAGUCCCGAUACAAUCGGAGACGAAGGGUUCUUUGACUUGUUAAGCCGAUUUCAAAGCAACAGGAUGGAUGAUCAGCGGUGUUGCUUACAGGAGAAGAACCGACUGAUAGGAACAGCAGCAACUUCCUCUACUCCCGCCAAAACAAUGCGAAAAUCUCGGUCGGCUUCUCUGCUGUCUCCGCACACGGAUGAGUUUUUGGACCUUCUAGCUAGCUCACAGAGCCGUCGCCUCGACGAUCAGAGAGCCAGUUUUAGCAACUUACCGGGGCUGCGUCUGAAUCAGCACAACAACCAGUCCGUUCUCAGUCACCUUAUGGCUAAUGACUGUAGGGAGCCCGAUGACGACUUCUUCGAUAUCCUCAUCAAAUGUCAGGGAUCCAGAUUAGAUGAUCAAAGAUGUGCUCCACCCCCUGCUGCUACCAAGGGGCCAACAGUCCCUGAUGAGGACUUCUUCAGCCUCAUUUUGCGGUCCCAGGCAAAGAGGAUGGAUGAACAGAGAGUUCUGUUACAGAGAGACCCCAACAGAGGGACAAAAGUUGAACUAAAGGGACUUUUGCAAGGCAGUGCCUUGUUGGAAUUUCAGAGUUCAGGACAAAAAUUGGGGGACCACUAGCACUGGGACUCUGGGCAGGGCAGAGUCUUGUUUUCUUCCAGUACAUUGAAGGGAAAGACAGUAGCUUUUCCCUAAAAGGAGAAUUUAUAGCACUGUAAUUCAGUUUAAAACAUUUUUUUUUAGAAUUUCUGUAAAUAUGUUCAUUGUUUUACCUCAUGAUAAUGAAGUAACAUUCAUUUGAGAUGGGGUGGUAGCUAGCGUUGUAGUUAUUGUUUGGGAUCGACUGAGUGUGUCAACUCCCAUCUGGAUAAAUCUUGAAGGUUUCAUCUUGCUGGAUUUUUUUUGAUCUUUGAUCUUAAUGGUACUUUUUUUAUACGUAGUUAGAUCUGUAGUGCAGAGGGUGGUGGUCAGCUAAUACAGUAGAUUACUGUACCUAAUUCAGACAAAAUGACUGAUCAGAAUUGUGACUUGUUCAAAGUGGUAUUUUUUCUAAUCUCAUUUUCUGUAUUCCUAAAGCCAUGGUUCACAAUGAACAUGAGGAAUAAAAAUCCUCCUAUACCACUG
Molecule: messenger RNA, 2945 nt
Organism: Ornithorhynchus anatinus (platypus)
Lineage: Eukaryota; Metazoa; Chordata; Mammalia; Monotremata; Ornithorhynchidae
Gene: GPSM2
Product: G protein signaling modulator 2
Exons: 16
Coding region: 333-2441 (702 amino acids)
Molecular function (GO): protein binding; GTPase regulator activity
Source: RefSeq, a predicted model, not a curated record